AUGAGACCUGCCUGGGCUCUAGGCCUUGGAUGGCUGAAAUUCGCCUGCGCUAAAGGUUAUGGAGGUCCUAUCAACUGGUUUUUGUCGCUAAGCAUUUGGAAAUUACCAGCCCGUUUGUCGUACGCUGUAUAUUUAGUACAUUUUACAUUAAUUUUAGCAGUGAAUUCUUCAUCAAGUGUUCAAUCCUUCUUCUCUGUACCAAAACUUAUUUUCGACGCAUCAGCAUUCUUAUUUAUAACGACAAUUAUAGCUUUUGUGAUAACAGUUACAAUAGAUGCUCCCUUUUCAACUUUAACGAAGCUCCUCUUAAUUAAAGAGCUGUGUCAAAGGAAAUUGAGCUCCAUGAAAGUCAAUAAUACCGUAUUGAUGAUGCGAUUUCUUGAUGCCAGUGCGAGGAUUCCAAGGGCAAUUUUAUUAGGAAAUACACUUGACUUAGGCAAUUAUCACCAAUGUUUGAAUAUCCUUGAGUAUGUAGAAGACAUGAAUGUUCAGGGAAAAUACUGCAUGGUACACGUAUCAUUAAACCAGAGCACGCUGAUGUUAUUUUUGGAAAGGCCGUUUGUAGAUUUAGAAAAAGAUGACUUUAAUCGGUUUACUAUAUACGAACGUUUAGAAAAACGUUUACAAGCAGUUUUUGGGAUGCAGAGUCAUGAUACCAGGAUCAGUUCGGGCAGGACUCCUUUGUCAAAUAUAAAUUUGCGUUUGGCUAUUUGCGUACCAGAAUCUUGUACGCCACGUGAAGCUGUUGAGGCACUGUUCUUUAACAUUACUGAGUACAAUAUAAAUUUGGAAGAGCAGUUUUGCCGCCUGCCAAACGACAAGCCGUGGGCACCGUCCGAUUAUAUAGCAAUAAUAAUAUUUUCAUCGAUCCUAUUUAUUGUAACACUUAGUACAUGUUUUGAUGUUUGGAACGCAUUUAUUUCCAAAAAAGAUACAGGAAUAAGGACAAUUUACAGUUGUUUCUCCGUGUACACUAAUACACGGCGCUUAGUAACUUUUAAACCAGGUGCUGAACCGUUGCAUUGUAUAGACGGUAUCAGAGCGCUGGCCAUGUUUUGGGUUGUUCUGGGUCACACUUUUCUAUCGAUGAUAUCCAGCGUUAACGUACUCGAAACAUUUCAGUGGGCUACUACAACUAGGGCUAUGUGGGUUACUUCCGCAACUAUUACCGUCGACACGUUUUUCAUGUUAAGUGGUUUACUUAUUGUUUACUCUACAGCCGGUAAACUUUCUAGCAUGCAACUCUUGAAAAACAUACAUUUAUUCUAUUUAAAUCGGCUCCUUCGUAUGUUUCCGAUACUCGCUGCGAUGAUUCUUUACGAGGCAUCUUUUCUGAAUCGGGUGCUAGAUGGUCCAAAAUGGAAUGAUAUGGUUACGCCAAUACUCAACUGCAGGCAAUAUUGGUGGUCAGCAUUGCUGCAUAUACAAAAUUUAUAUAAUCCAUUACAUGCCUGUCUUGCAGUCUCAUGGUAUUUAUCUGUGGAUGUUCAAUUGCAUAUACUGUCACCUAUUAUCCUAGUUUGGGUUUUGACUGGGAAGAAAAAUAUUGCAUGGACUGCAUUGAUAGCCGGCUUUUUAAUUACACUCGUAGCUGCUUCUAUAUAUAAUUUUAUAAAUGAUUUUGGUUCUGGCUUAUUUGCAAACAACGUUCAUGAGCUGGAAAGGUAUUUUGCUUACUAUUAUUCAAAUACACUUACUCGUGCUUCUCCGUUUUUAGUUGGAAUGAUAUUUGGAUACAUACUACACUUAUGUAAAGGAAAAUAUCCACAUAUUCCUAAGGCAAUUUUAUUAACCACUUGGACUUUCGCAUUGCUAGUUCUCGCUGGUGUAAUAUACUGUGUGCCUUUAAAUUUCCGAGAUGGUUGGGAUAAUCAGUUAGCUGAUAAUUUACUAAACUCUUAUAUGAGACCUGCGUGGGCUCUUGGCCUUGGAUGGUUGAUAUUCGCCUGUGUUAAAGGAUAUGGAGGUCCUAUCAAUUGGUUUUUGUCGCUUAGCAUUUGGAAAUUACCGGCCCGGUUGUCAUAUGCAGUAUAUUUAAUACAUUAUUCAUUAAUUUUAGCGAUGAAUUCCUCAUCAAGUGUUCAACCCUACUUCUCCAUUCCAAAACUCAUUUUCGACACAACAGCAUUCUUAUUCAUAACGACGAUUAUAGCUUUUGUGGUAACAGUUACAAUUGAUGCUCCUUUUGCAACGUUAACUAAGCUCCUCCUAACUAAAGACAACAGAAAAACAAAUAAUAAGAAA
Iphiclides podalirius (scarce swallowtail) is the source of this 2244-nucleotide messenger RNA. The record is from the annotation of a GenBank genome assembly. NCBI's taxonomy places the organism in Eukaryota, Metazoa, Arthropoda, Insecta, Lepidoptera, Papilionidae.